Laccaria bicolor S238N-H82 is the source of this 714-nucleotide messenger RNA. RefSeq lists its product as uncharacterized. NCBI's taxonomy places the organism in Eukaryota, Fungi, Basidiomycota, Agaricomycetes, Agaricales, Hydnangiaceae. The coding region runs from base 1 to 714 and encodes 237 amino acids. The transcript has 5 exons. The record is from RefSeq and is a predicted model, not a curated record.
AUGCAAGUCGUCAUCACUGUCCCCAUCAUUGCAGGGGUCACGUCGCCAUUGGCAACAAACACGAAGACGGUGACGAUGCAUCCACAUCAAUCAUGGGCCAUGUCACGCUCAAAAAACAAAAACGACCACCUACAAACGAAGAUGAACGAGCACCAGCCAAUCCCGACCACCAUCAUCCACCAUGGCUUACGAGCGAUGGUCAACCACCCACAAACGGACAAAGGCGACAAGGAGCCCAGGUGCCACGUCGCCGACAGCGACGUGGCAACCAAACGACGAACGUCGUUCGUCAUUGUUUACUCUAGGACACCACGGACAAUGAAGGAACCCAAUGUCGCGAUGAGAACGACAGAAGACAAGGACACGGGACAACGAUGCUACGAAAACACGGUGAAUACCCCCCAUCCCACGUUCAUCCCUACCCACCUCGCUGAGACACAGGACGACGACAGACUGGCCACAUGGGAUGACGACGACGUAACGAGGAGGACACAGGACAAUGACGCGAUGAGAACACGACCCAAUGACGCGACGAGGACAUGGGACGAUGAAGACAAUAACAACAUGACCAGGACAAGGGCCAACGAGGGACCAGGGCACAACAUGACGCAGAGGGGCCGACGACGUGACAACAACAGCAACGACGACGACGCGAUGCCAAUGUGGUACGACAAUGGACGAGGGACCAGCACCACUACCCUGGAUGGGCGAUGA